AUGCUAUUUAACUUCGGUGAUCGCCCGAGCCACGCGCGUGCCGAACGGCUGCCUCAGCCGCCUGAAAUACAAAUUCAACGGCUUACUUUUAAAAAUAAACCGGUUAAAUUGAAAGAUUCAAAUGAUGUUCCCAAAAUACGAGAUCAAAUAAAAGAAAGUUUCGAACUUUUGCUAAGUAAUGAAUCUAGUGAACUAGCUGUUUCGAGAACGUGCAAUAUUGACAUGCGUAAAAUACCCGAAGUUGAUGUCCAGAUGUUAGAUUUGUACUGUCAAUUAAAAUUCGAUAAUCCAAAAGGUGGAGUUUGGACACAGGGUUGGAAUAUAAGUUACGACAAAGAACAAUGGAAUAAAAAAAAAAAACUAAAAGUUAUUGUUGUGCCUCACUCGCACAACGAUCCCGGAUGGCUGAAAACAUUUGAAAACCUCUAUAAUGAAUCAACGCGACAUAUUUUGGAUAAUAUGGUGAUUAAAUUGUCAGAAAACAAACUUAGAAAGUUUAUAUGGGCAGAGAUAUCAUUUUUCAAAAUGUGGUGGGAUGAACAGUCGGAAGAAACCCGUGAAAAAGUGAAACGUCUAAUUGCCAAUAGGCAGUUGGAAAUGGUUGCAGGGGGGUGGGUCAUGCCAGAUGAAGCUGUUUCACACUGGACAGCACAGUUGACUCAAUUAACAGUUGGUCAUCAAUGGUUGAAGACAAAUUUAGAUUAUCUUCCCAUUAGUAGUUGGGCAAUCGAUCCGUUUGGGUUAUCACCGACUAUGCCUUAUCUCCUUAAAAAUUCCGGAUUAAAAAAUGUUAUCAUUCAGCGCGUACAUUAUGCAGUAAAAAAACGUUUAGCUAGAGAUAAAAAUCUUGAAUUUAGAUGGCGGCAGUUAUGGGAUACCACUGGAUCAUCAGAAAUAUUGACACACUUGAUGCCAUUUUCCAACUAUGAUAUAAAGUACAGUUGUGGUCCUGACCCAGAUGUUUGUUGUCAAUUUGAUUAUAUUCAACUAAAGAACGUUCAGACUAGUUGUUCUGGCAAAACGCAACCUAAAGUUAUAACGGAAGCAAAUGUUGCACAGCUUGCUGAAUUAUUAUUAGACCAAUAUCGUAAGAAAUCCGAACUAUACAAAUCAGACGUUGUCUUAGCACCACUGGGUGAUGAUUUUAGCUACAGUACAGACUUUGAAUGGGAUGCCCAGUAUAAUAAUCAUCAAAAAUUGUUUGACUACAUGAAUACAAAUGAGCAAUUCAAUAUUGAUAUUAAAUUUGGGACACUAACGGAUUAUUUCAAUGCACUACGAAACGACCAAAAUAUCAACGACCUGCCAAGUUUAUCUGGUGACUUUUUUACUUACUCCGACAAAGAACAGAAUUACUGGAGCGGAUAUUAUACAUUACGACCUCUUCACAAAAGGCUCGACCGUGUUCUUAUGGGUGCGUUGCGCGGAGCCGAAAUACUGUUGUCAAUCGCAUGGGCACUUGGUCAUAAGCAUUUAGUUGAAGGUAAUUUUGAGAAACGCAUUACCGAAGCAAGGCAGUGGCACUCGUUGUUCCAGCAUCACGAUGCUAUUACAGGAGUAUCUGCAGACGACGUCGUUCAAGAUUAUGCUAAAAAAGCAAUCACUGCUCUAAAUAAUUCAGCUCAUAUUACUCAGCAAUCAGCAGCGCACUUAUUAAUAAAUACUGAAAGCCCCUCUUUAAAACCGGAAUCGAUUUACUUAUCUCUAGACCAAGUUAGGUCUCACCAUACCAGUAUCGAAAAUAGGUACGUCCUAUCAUUUAACGACAGCGAGUCUUUUAAAAGAGUUAUCAUUUAUAAUUCAUUACCCCGACAAAGAAUCAGAGUUCAGACAUUAAUAACAUCAACGCCUUUUGUCAAAGUUACCAAUCACCGAGGUAAACUAUUGCAGUGUCAAGUAUCACCCGUUUGGACUGGAUCGGCAAAACUUUCAAGUAAACGUUAUGAAUUAUCAUUUGUCGUUACUGUAUCUGGUUUCGGACUCAAUACAUACCUAAUCCAUUCGGUCAAAAAUACUAGCAAUGUGCCUUCAAGUGUUCAUUUCGCUAAUAUAACUCUAUUCAACACAACAAUUUCCCCGUCAAAUGUACCAGGAUUUAAUGAUUUCAAAAUUAUUCCUUCUGCACAAGAAUUUUCAGUUAAACAACGUCCGGAUAUUUCGGCUGAUUUUUCAAAGUCUGGAUUUCUUAAAUCUUUGCGAAAUGGAGAUACAAUUACAUCAGUAAAUUUGGAAUUUGUUAAAUAUGAAGCUAAGAAUAGAGGCGGUCAUGUAUUUAUACCAAAUAAACCAGAUCCUGAUCCUAUUUACAUGACUGAUGAUCGUGUCAUUCGGUUGGUCGCGGGUCCUAUUUUAUCAAGAGUAUUUGUAUUGCUGCCACAUCUUAAUCACACUUACACAUUGUUCAAUUCACCUGGAAGCGAUGGUCUAGGACUUCAUAUUUCCAAUGAAGUUGAUCUUACUGAGGAAAAAAAUUUUGAACUGGUUAUGCGUUUAAGCACAAAGAUUUCUUCUGGUGAUGAGUUUUUUACCGAUUUAAAUGGACUUAAUAUGAUUAAGCGCCGAAGAUUUUCAAAAUUACCUACCCAAGCUAAUUACUAUCCUCUUCCAUCAGUUGGUUACAUUCAAGAUAAUCAAACACGAUUAACAAUCGUAACAGGGCAGCCAUUGGGAGUGGCAUCCAUGGCUUCUGGACAAUUUGAGAUAAUGCAAAAUCGUAGAUCUAGCCAUCAGGACUAUUUGCAUGGUCUUGGACAAGGAGUCACAGAUGAGUUAUCAACAAAGCAUAUCUUUAUGCUAGUGUUAGAAAAAAAGAAAUCGUCCUGCAAUACUUUACCAGUAAAUCAUCCUGCAGGAGCGCUUUCUAUUGGUGGAUUAUUGGCAUCAGACGAAAUUUUACAUCCUCUUAUCGCAAUGCAUCCACAGCCAGCACUAGAUAUUGAUUAUUAUUAUAAAGACCAUUUUACACCACUAAAUUUUGAUCUCCCAGUAGAUUUGUCUAUUGCUAAUCUUCGUGUCUUUUCAGUAGCUGAAGGUGAUGAUAAUGGUCUGGGAAUAGUAUUACAUCGUCAACUUAUCGAUACUUGUUGGAGUGAUGAGAUAAUUGGACGUUUUAAAUUAUCAAAUAAUGGCGAAAUAAAUAUUAGAAAAUUAUUUAAUUUCAUUAAAGACGGGUCUAUUAAUGAAUCGUCGUUAACUUUCAAUUAUUUCGGACCGUUACUGAAAUCACAGACUAUUAGGUUAUGCCCACAUCAAAUUUCGGCUUUUUUAUUUAGAAUAUAG
This is a messenger RNA of Microplitis demolitor, 3279 nucleotides long. RefSeq names its product alpha-mannosidase 2. Lineage: Eukaryota; Metazoa; Arthropoda; Insecta; Hymenoptera; Braconidae. The coding region runs from base 1 to 3279 and encodes 1092 amino acids. Gene Ontology annotation, biological process: mannose metabolic process; protein deglycosylation; N-glycan processing. The transcript has 4 exons. The record is from RefSeq and is a predicted model, not a curated record. Gene Ontology annotation, molecular function: carbohydrate binding; alpha-mannosidase activity. Gene Ontology annotation, cellular component: Golgi membrane.